Molecule: messenger RNA, 1020 nt
Organism: Gastrolobium bilobum
Lineage: Eukaryota; Viridiplantae; Streptophyta; Magnoliopsida; Fabales; Fabaceae
Product: transcription factor RSL2-like
Exons: 4
Coding region: 1-1020 (339 amino acids)
Biological process (GO): regulation of transcription by RNA polymerase II
Cellular component (GO): nucleus
Molecular function (GO): RNA polymerase II cis-regulatory region sequence-specific DNA binding; protein dimerization activity; DNA-binding transcription factor activity, RNA polymerase II-specific
Source: RefSeq, a predicted model, not a curated record
AUGGAAACUCUUGGAGCCUUUCCUGAUGGAGAAUGGGAAUGCUUUCGCAGAAUGUUUGCCAUUGAAGAGCACAAUGACUCACUACAAUUAAUUGGUCAAAGCUCACUUCUGCUUGGGGAAGAUGAUGUGAACAUUGGAACACAAUCCAUGUUUUGCUUCACUCCUGAAGCUGGUGGAAAUGAGAGUAUGUUUUACCCUUUUGAUGCUCACAACUCAAAUUUGCAGUAUGCUUCUCAAGAAAGCAAUCACAGUAGCAAUUGUAGUGGCCGUACUAUCUUGGUGGCCAAUCAGGGUCAUACUAACUACCAUUUCGAUUAUCCUGAUCAUGUGCUAGCUAAUUAUACCUCUACAUCCAUCGGAAAUUGCUUGAUGGAUGAGAAAAAACCUGGCCCUUUUGUCCAAUCGCUUACUGAUAUUGUAAUGGAAGAGAAUGUCAUCUUGAAUGAAGAUGAGAAAAGUGACAGAUUAGAGAAUUCUGAUCACAGUCAAAUGGAACCUAUUGUUUUUCCCACCAAGCAAUUGCAGCCAAAAAGGAUGCUUGAUGUGCCAGAACUGGAAGUGCAUGCAGAAGAUAAAAUAAACUCAUAUGGGAACCGUAAGAAAAAACCUCGUGUUUCAAAAGAUGUGCAAAAAUGCAUGAAGAAUGGACGGUCCAAGAAGAACCAGAAGCUUGAUAGAAAUGGAAACGAGGCAGAAGAGACUAAUGCAGGUUCAGAUGGACAGAGCUCUAGCAGUUAUACCUCAGAGGAGGAUAAUGCUUCUCAGGAAAAUAGUGGAGGAGCUACUUCGGCAUCUAAAUCACAUGUGGCUCUAAACUUAAAUGGGAAAACAAGAGCCAGUAGGGGAUCAGCAACAGAUCCUCAGAGCCUUUAUGCAAGGAAAAGAAGAGAGAGAAUAAAUGAGAGACUAAGAAUUCUACAGAAUCUUGUACCCAAUGGAACAAAGGUUGAUAUAAGCACAAUGCUUGAAGAUGCAGUCCAUUACGUGAAAUUUUUGCAGCUCCAGAUCAAGGUAAAAUAA